AAAAUACCGUGAUGGCGUUCCAUUUACCAAGAUGGCGAAUGAAGGAGCUUUGAUACAACCUACAACCCAUUUGAUCUAUGCCUCAGGAAAGCCAAAUCCCUAUAAAGACUGCUGCAUAAAAUUCCAUCUUAUACUAUUAUAGGAUCCUCAUGAAACUCGUUCUACAUCGGAAAUAUUCUAUAUGCUGCGGUCCGCUCCUCUCUGGGGCGUUUGGCUGUCGCAUCUUGCGCGCGCACAUUAGCCUCCUUCGCUACCGGCGAUGGCUUCUUCUCGGCCUCCUCCCGCUCCUCCGGCGAAGCCCCUCGACCUGGAGGUGACGGUGGUCUCUGCGAAGCACCUCAAGAACGUGAACUGGCAGCACGGCGACCUUAAGCCCUAUGCUGUUGCCUACCUCGACCCCGACCGCUGGGUCGCCACCAAGCCCGACGACGCCGGCAACACCCGUCCCGUCUGGAACGAGCGCCUCUUUCUCCCCCUCCCCCCCUCCUUCCUCGACCCCUCGCUCCUGCUCACCCUCGACAUCUUCCACUCCAAACCAUCCGAGACCCCCAAGCCCCUCGUCGGCACCGCCCGCUGCCCCCUCAGGGAACUCCUUGGCCCCGACGCCUUCGAAGCCGCCGCAUCCUCCGUCGUAGCCGUCGACGGAUGCCCCUUCCCCAUCAAAACGCUAGAGCUCUGCCGCCCCUCCGGCCGCCCACAUGGCAAGAUCCGGAUCAAGGUCGCGAUCCGGGAGCGCCCCUGCCCACCGCCGGAGUCCGCCUACCAAUUCGCCUCUCCCUCCGGCUAUUACUACUCCACGGCUCCUCCCCUUUCCUCCCGGGACUACCGCACCCAUCCCCCUCCGCCUCCGCUCGUCCCUCCUUACAGCCACCCCAUGCCGUCCCAACCAUCGCGGUACCCUUACGGCAACUACUCCGAUCCCUACUCUGGCUACUAUUCCUCCAACGCCGGGUAUUACUCCGCACCUCCCGCCCCGGCCCCGGCCACUGCCCCUGCCCCGGCCCAGCCCUACUAUGAUCGCGCAUCGGUGUACGGUGGCCCGUCGGCGCCUGUGGACUACUCAUCCGGCCCUUCUUCUUACGAGCAGAAGGCGAAGGGGGGCAGAUUGGGAAUGGGGGCCGGCCUGGCAGUUGGGGCGGUGGCCGGGGCACUGGGAGGGCUGGCGUUGGAAGAAGGCUUCAAGUAUGAGGAGGAGAAGGUUGCGGAGAGGGUGGAGAGUGAUCUUGCUGCGAGGGAUGAUUACAGCGACUAUCGAGCAGACUACAGAGUAAAAAUGUGUCUUGCACCCAAGCUUUUGUGUGCACUUCAAGUAGGGACUGUAGCAGAGGAAGGAUACAAGGUCCAUUAUCCAUACAAUGGAUUGGGUCGCACAGAGAAGCAAGAGGAACCUUACCGGGUUGGUGGUGGCGACCGGCGAGUGGUGGGCAUCGCUCCUGGUGGUGGGCCCUCGCCUUGUCUCCCCUUGCAAAAAAUAAAAUCGGUCCCCGUUGCUCAGACAAGUGGCAGCCGCGCUCUUCCCUGCAAAGAGCCAGACAGCAGCAAGCAGAAGAGGGGAAAGGCAAAGUUAAAGAUGGCUCUAUACCUUUCCUCCUCCCGGAAUUCCCCUGCUGCUGCUCUCACCAUUCUCUCCCCCUCCCCGGAUCCCUCUCCUGCUGCGACCAUGUACAAUUCUCCCUCCCCCAAUUCCUUCUUCUCCGAGAGUGGACUUGCUGCUUCUGCUGCUCCUGUCACUGUUGUAUCCAGGUGCACCGUGUAUCCUGACACCAAGUCCACUCUCGGAGACCUCAACCUCUCCGUGUCCGACCUCCCCAUGCUCUCCUGCCACUACAUCCAGAAAGGCCUCUUCUUCCCCCGCCCCCCCAUCCCCUUCGCUCCCCUCCUCUCCCUCCUCAAAUCCUCUCUCUCCCGCGCCCUCUCCCUCUUCCCCGCCCUCGCCGGCCGCCUCUCCACCCUCGCAGACGGUCGCAUCGUCAUCUCCUGCAACGACGCCGGCGCCGACUUCUCCCACGCCGUCGCCCCAUCCCUCGCCCUCCCCCUCCUCCUCCCAACCUCAUCCGACGUCCCGCUGCCCGUCAAGUCGUUCUUCCCCUUCGACGGCGCCGUCAGCUACCAGGGCCACUUCCGGCCUCUCGCCGCCUUCCAGGUCACCGAGCUCGGCGAUGGCGCCGUCUUCAUCGGGAGCGUCGUCGACCAUGCCAUCGUCGAUGGCACCUCCUUCUGGAACUUCUUCAACACAUGGGCGGAGCUCUGCCGCGGCGGCGCGCCCCAGCCGCCGGACUUCCGCCGGAACUUCUUCGGCGACUCCACAGCGGUGAUCCGGUUCGCAGACGGCGCCGGCCCGGAGGUGACUUUCCCGGUGAAUGCUCCGCUGCGGGAGCGGAUCUUCCACUUCAGCCGGGAAGCAAUCCGAGAUCUCAAAUCGAGGGCCAACAGCCGGGCCCAUGAUUCGAUCGCCGAAAUAUGUGGGAAGCAGAUCCACGACCGGAAGAAAGCGACGACAGCGGCGGCGGCCGCGGCGGGGGAGAUCUCGUCUUUCCAAUCGCUGUGCGCCCAGCUGUGGCGGUCGGUGACGCGGGCUCGGAAGCACCUCCGACCGGAGGCGACGACGACGUUCCGGAUGGCGGUGAACUGCCGGCACCGGCUGGUGCCGCAGGUGGAUCCGUUGUACUUCGGGAACGCGAUCCAGAGCAUCCCGACGGCGGCGGCGGUGGGGGAGGUGGCGGCGAGCGAGCUGCAGUGGGCGGCGGGGCUGCUGCACAGGAGCGUGGUGGCGCACGGGGACGAGGCGGUGCGGAGGGUGGUGGCAGAGUGGGAGGCGGCGCCGCGGUGCUUCCCGCUGGGGAACCCGGACGGGGCCGGGAUCACGAUGGGGAGCUCCCACCGGUUCCCCGUGUACGAGGGGAACGACUUCGGAUGGGGGCUGCCCCUGGCGGUGCGGAGCGGGCGAGCGAACAAGUUCGAUGGCAAGAUUUCGGCGUUCCCAGGGAGGGAGGGAGGAGGGAGCGUGGACCUCGAGGUGUGCCUCGCCCCCGACACCAUGGCGGCGCUCCUCAAGGACGACGAGUUCAUGCACUACGUCUCCAAAGACUACUCUGCACUGUGAUAUUGGAUGGCCCUUCCUUUCUGACUUUCUGCUAGUUAAUUAGCCGUCCGAGGAAGCUGCGUGUGGAAGCAAAAGCACAGAUGUUGGAGGUCCCGGACAGGAUAAGAAUCCUGGUGUUGCAGUCGUUUAAUCAUUAAGUUGUUGCAUUUUCUCCUCAAUGAUUGGAGGACAAAAAACAAAAAAACAAAUAAAGUUGUGCCCCUCAAUGUAGAUUUUGCAGUCUUGUCUCGCUCUUUUGAUGAGGAUGCUUGUGCUAAUCUAUGCACCUUUGUGCAGGUAAAAUGGUAACUAUAAGCUGAAUCAUUUGAUUAA
Phoenix dactylifera (date palm) is the source of this 3415-nucleotide messenger RNA. The record is from RefSeq and is a predicted model, not a curated record. Lineage: Eukaryota; Viridiplantae; Streptophyta; Magnoliopsida; Arecales; Arecaceae.